Fusarium redolens is the source of this 1920-nucleotide messenger RNA. RefSeq lists its product as uncharacterized. Lineage: Eukaryota; Fungi; Ascomycota; Sordariomycetes; Hypocreales; Nectriaceae. The transcript has 10 exons. The record is from RefSeq and is a predicted model, not a curated record. Bases 274 to 1920 code for a protein of 548 amino acids.
GACCGCACAAGGUGGGGGGGCAGGCAAAAUACGGAAGAACGGAAGGCCGAAAUAGGAUGUUGACGAACAAAAUUGACAGCGCACACCGUAAAAUGGAACCCACAGCCAGGGUUCGAAGGAGGUGUUGGCUCUAGCAGACAUCUGGCCCCUUGCUCGGCCUUUUUCGACCUAUCUUGACGUUGCUUUCAUCCCGACAGUCUGGUACCGCGAUGGAGAGGUUGAAAUUGGACCCGGAUUGAGGUUUUUUUGCAACAACCAUGGAGUAACACCGACAUGACCGUGCCGCUGCACAACGCCCGACCAACAGUCCUUGGCAUGGCUUUUGGCCUGGCACGAAAGCAUUGCGAGCGAAAUGGGCCGUUCUGUGCAAGAUACCCGCAAGUCCAGUUCGGGACACGACGAUCCACCCAUUCGAUUCCACCGUUCAUUCAAGAGCCGGUCGAUCUACUUGGUCUCGAUGCUGUUCCGAAAUAUGACGAGACCGCCUUACGGCUCAAAAGAAUCAUCGAGAGCAUGGCGCCCGAGAAGACUCGUUCCAGGUCCCCCUACCCAAAUGACCGAACAUGGGUGAGCUCGGCAAUGCGCAAGAGACGGAUGAUGGCGAUCAAGAGAAACAAGAUCGAUGGAUUCUGGGACGGCUCAGUGUACAUCCCCGACGGGGAAUCGCUGCCGGAAAACACGAACGACGUGAUUCAAGACGUUUGGUGGAGGCAGGUUGUGUCCAAUGGCAAGCUUGCUCUGAGACCAGCGAGACAAAGGAAGCAGCCGGCCAAGGCGAAGCCGUGCAAGGACACGAAGCCAGCACCGAGGGUGACCGGACGUCGAGGUCGUGACAACGUUUGUACUGAUGAGCCCGCGAUUGGAUUCCGAAAUGAUGCCUCACUCGACGCUUGUGCGGAUAAUGCUGUUCGCGGUGUUGACAGUAUCGACGGCCAUAUCAGCGACAACGGCAACGGCAAUGGCAACGGCAUAGGAUUAUUUAUUUAUUUACUUAUUUAUCUGGGUAAAACUGAUGCAAAUGUGGUUGUUCCAUGCUGCGACCUCUUCAACGAACAAUGGCUUGUCGCCAUCCAGACGCCCGCCGACUGGCUCAUGUCGAGUCUAUUGGAUCCCAUGACUUGCGGUGGAUACCCCGUUCAUAAUCAGAUUCAUAACAUGAAAAUGGCCUUUCCGGAUAAGCUUGCAACAUUCAUAGUCGCAGUGCGACUUCGUGGAAUAAUAGGGCCCGGUUACUGGCUGUUGUGUUUGAUUGGUAACCAACUGCACGUGAACACCAAGUUCCAAAAGUCCAAAAAUCGCCGUCGUUGGGUGUUUUCUGGAGGCGAUCGCGGCCUGUCCUGCGAGCAAUCGAGCCCUGACACAAUGAGCAUCCAAGACCUGGCGGAGACUCACUGCAAUACUAUGCAACAUGCCACACAACAGCUUGAGCAUCCAAGGCUCGAUACUACCUCACCGCAGGAGGAACGGACUGCUCGUCCUGCCGUGCGACGCGCAAGGCGGGGUGCCAGGGGACGGGGUCCCGGCAAACGCCUCAGCAUGAGAGAUGCUUUCGUUGACGGAAGCACCCUGCUCCGAGAAGCGGCCAGGCUUGCGAGGUUCGACGGCAUUUCUCUAGACUUGUGCUUUUGGGACCAGGGCUGCUCGUCAUGGGUUGAGGUACGUCUGGUGGUGGCCGUUUACCAACACUACCCGAUAACUGACUAUGUCCUAAAGUUCGAGGAUGGGAGAGCGAGAUUCCAAAAAUCGUUGCGCUCUCUACAUAAUAGAUUGGCCAAAUACGUCGAAGCAUAUGGUGUCCCUUGUCGUUUCAAAUGUUUCGACCCGUUCAAGGAACAAUGGCUUGUCACUAUCGGGGCGCCUGCCGGCUGGCUCAUGGAUUCUCAGGAUUGGAAACGCGCACUGCUUACGAAGCCUGAAUAG